Messenger RNA from Cynara cardunculus var. scolymus (artichoke), 1932 nucleotides. RefSeq names its product serine/threonine protein phosphatase 2A 57 kDa regulatory subunit B' beta isoform-like. The transcript has 2 exons. The record is from RefSeq and is a predicted model, not a curated record. Gene Ontology annotation, molecular function: protein phosphatase regulator activity. Gene Ontology annotation, biological process: signal transduction. Lineage: Eukaryota; Viridiplantae; Streptophyta; Magnoliopsida; Asterales; Asteraceae. Gene Ontology annotation, cellular component: protein phosphatase type 2A complex. Bases 247 to 1737 code for a protein of 496 amino acids.
UCGCCGGAUCGGAAACUAUCGCUCACCGCAUGCAUUCCAUUUCUUCACCGUCAUCAACCGACUCCACUUUUAUAAACUCCCCUAACGGUAUAACACACCCCUUUUACUUUUUCUUCAUUCUUUAUCGCUAAAACGACUGAUUUAGGGUUUUAUUUGCUCCCCGUGUUUUGGUUGACUAACAAUUAUUUGGAGGAAAUUAGGAUUAGUUGUCUUACUGGAUUGAUUUGAUUGGAUUACCAUACAAAUAUGUUGAACAAAUUUAUGAAACGUGGGCAAAAAAAGCCCUCGAAAUCCGAUACUGAUGCUUACGGAUAUCCUCCUCCUGGAAAUCGGAAUUCUGAAUCUGUUUCUACUUCCAAUGUUGUUGUAAACCAUGCCUCUCGAGGUGCUGCUGCUCCCGGCCCUAACAAUUUGGGGCAACAGCAACCGCUGGCCGGUGGAGCAGCAGCGGCUCCGCCUCCAACUGGGACUGUUGAAGCUCUGCCUCUAUUUAGGGAUGUUCCUGUGUCCGAAAGACAACAGUUGUUUUACAGGAAGUGUCGGGUUUGCCGUUUCCAGUUUGAUUUUUCGGAUACGUUGAAAAUGGCUAGGGAGAAGGAGAUUAAAAGGAUGAAUCUUGUGGAGCUUGUGGAUUAUGUACAAUCGGGUUCUGGGAAGAUAACCGAGGGUAAUCAAGAGGAGAUGAUUCAAAUGAUUUCGGUAAACAUUUUCAGGUGUUUGCCACCGAGUUCUCAUGAACAUACGGGGUCUGAGAAUAUUGAGACAGAUGAGGAGGAACCUUAUCUUGAUCCAUCAUGGCUGCAUUUACAACUAAUCUAUGAGCUUCUUUUGAGAUAUGUUGUGUCAUCUGAUACCGAUGCGAAGGUUGCCAAGCGGUACAUCAAUCAUUCCUUUGUUUUGAAGUUAUUAGAUAUGUUUGAUUCUGAGGACCCACGGGAACGCGAAUAUUUGAAAACUGUUCUACACCGGAUUUAUGGGAAGUUUAUGGUACAUCGACCAUUUAUUAGGAAAGCAAUCAAUAAUAUCUUUUAUCGGUUCAUCUAUGAAACACAAAGGCAUAAUGGUAUUGGUGAGUUGUUGGAAAUACUUGGGAGCAUAAUAAAUGGAUUUGCAUUGCCAAUGAAGGAGGAACACAAGUUGUUUCUUGUUCGGGCACUUAUACCACUUCACAAGCCUAAGCCAAUUGCUAUGUAUCAUCAACAGCUCUCUUACUGUAUCACUCAGUUUGUAGAGAAAGACAACAAGUUGGCGGAUACUGUUAUAAGGGGUUUGCUAAAGUAUUGGCCGGUCACCAACUGUCAAAAGGAGACUCUUUUUCUUGGGGAACUUGAAGAAAUUCUCGAGGCAACACAGGCAGCAGAAUUCCAGCGCUGCAUGGUACCUCUUUUCCGGAAAAUAGGUCGGUGUCUUAAUAGCCCUCAUUUUCAGACAGCAGAACGAGCUCUUUUCCUGUGGAACAACGAGCACAUUGUUAGCUUGAUUGCUCAGAACCGGAACGUGAUUCUGCCCAUCAUCUUUGAAUCACUGGAGAAGAACGUCGAAUCUCACUGGAAUCAAGUGGUGCAUGGACUGACAGUGAACGUUCGUAAAAUGUUCCAAGAAAUGGACGUGAAGCUGUUCGAAGAGUGCCAGAAACAGUAUGCCGAGAAAGAGGCGAAUGCCAGAGAAGCGGAAGAGCAACGCAGACUAACGUGGCAGAAAUUAGCCGAUGCAGGUACGGCUCGCCAAACAUGCUGAGAGAUCUACAUUGCUGUUUAAUCCUGUGCUUAAAAACAUGACAGAUUAUAAAGGCAAAAGAAGCAAUGUAUGUAAUUCUAGAAGUAGACAGCUGCAGGCAUAUUAAUAUAAACUUCUUUUUUUUCAAAUGGUUUCUCUUUGGAUAUGUUGUUUGCUUUGUGGCUGAAGAAGAGAAGUGUCAAAAGCUUGUGUGAA